AAUAAAUAAAUAAAAUGGUGAUCCUCCAUUUAUAAAUAAAAAGUUCCACCACAAAAAAAAAAAUUAUAUAUUUUCUUGAUUUAGUUUCCUCCUUCCUCCUCUCCUCCACGGUACUCCGCGAUGGGGGAAUAUGGAAGGCCUCCGCCUUAUGGCGGAGAAUAUUACUAUGCAGAAAGGCGUAGAGGAGGAAAUUUCUGCGUUAGAUGCAUUUGUUGUUGCUAUUGCGUCCUAUUUUUACUCAUAAUUAUUCUAGCCUCGAUAGCCUUCUAUUUCUACAUGUACUACAAACCUAAAAUGCCUACGUACGAUUUUCAAUCCCUUGAUGUUAAGGAUUUCAGAUAUCAACCCGACUUCAGUGUGAAUGCAGAUCUUAUCAUAACGAUGAAAACAGAUAAUCCCAACACAGCUAUAGGGUUUAUUUACGGGGAAGGUAGCUCCGUUAACGUGACAUAUAGCGAUUCGAAUAUUUGUACGGGGAAAUUACCUAGUUUUUAUCAAGGUCAAAAAAAUACAACUAUAUUCCAAAUUGAAUUAAAAGGUAAAAGUACAUUUGGAUCAGGGCUAUAUGAGGCAUUUCAAGAAAAUGAAAAAAAUGGUAAAAUUCCAUUAAAGGUAAUGAUUAAGGUACCUGUGCAAAUUAUUUUGGGAGAUAUUAAAUUAAAACAAUUUAAUGUGUUUGCAAAUGUUACAUUAACUGUUCAUGAUUUGAAGCCUGGCAAAAAACCUGAGGUUGAACAUAGUCAACCAACAUUCGAUGUUAAAUUCUGAUAAAAUCUAUCUUCUCUGUUCUUAUCUGGCGUUCUAUGUGUUUUUUUUAAUUAAUAAUAAGUGUGUACGUAGUACAUACGAUUGUAUUUAUUGGUUCAUAUGUAUAAUAAGCCUGUUUCUGAAAUAUAUAUCAUAUUAAGUAUAUAAGGAUUAAUUGAAAGUCUACAUAGUUUUGUACACUUUUUUUUUAUUUGCAGUUUACAAUGUUACUUAUGAUAGAAUGUACAUAAAAAUUCUGUUUCUUCAAGUUAUUUAACCCAACCACAAAUUUGUCAAUCAUCGUAUAAAGAAUAGUCUAGUGCACUAAAUUUCUACGUGUAAAGUUGUUUGUGGUUCGAUAAAGGGCCAGACGACAUCAACGUAAAUACUCAUAUUUUUAUAGCUAAAGCACUCUAUUGAUUUGAUGUUUCAGAGAGCA
Molecule: messenger RNA, 1186 nt
Organism: Solanum lycopersicum (tomato)
Lineage: Eukaryota; Viridiplantae; Streptophyta; Magnoliopsida; Solanales; Solanaceae
Product: NDR1/HIN1-like protein 6
Cellular component (GO): plasma membrane
Source: RefSeq, a predicted model, not a curated record